This is a messenger RNA of Racocetra fulgida, 426 nucleotides long. The record is from the annotation of a GenBank genome assembly. NCBI's taxonomy places the organism in Eukaryota, Fungi, Glomeromycota, Glomeromycetes, Diversisporales, Gigasporaceae.
AUGGAUGAUUCUGAAAGUAAUGUUGGACAUUUAAAAACCUUUGUACAAAUAAACCAUGAUAACAUUAUAUUGCCUGGAGAACUUUAUCGUACCAAUCAAGAUGUUGGAAUCUGUAUAUUUGUUCAUGGAUCUGGAUCUAGUAGAUUAAACUUAUUGGCCAAGAGGGUGGUAUCGGUAGUUGACCAAUUUAAAAAGGACUUAACUCUCAAAGAUUUGCCGAUUGGAUUACCCGAUUUGGUCAGUUCCGAAAUUCUUAAAGAAAUACCCACACCAACUUUACUUAUAGUUGGUGGAAAUGACCCUGCGGUACUGAGCUUUAAUGAGAAAGCAUUAAAGAAUUUAGGCAGUCCAAUAAAGCAAUUGGAGAUUGUUCAAGGAGCAUCUCACUUGUUUGAAGAACCAGGUAAAGUUUAUCGAACUGAGUAA